AUGACGGGGCAAAGGUUUGGGAAAUGUAUCGCCCUUUGCUUGCUGCCCUGGAGCUGCCUGAGCUUUGCCUGGAGUGAUGCUGCUGGGUCCAGGACCACCUCGCCCGGGGCAGGACACGUCAGAAAGGGGCUGCCCAGAGACGUUGCCAACGGGACCUACGUGCACAGCAACAUCUCAGCGCCGUGCACGGCUCUCCCCCCGCCGCACUAUGGAUACUACUACGUGGACAGAGGCUCGGGCGUCUCCUUGGGCUCGGUCCUUGUGUACUGGUGCCAGGAGGGGUACCAGCUGGUGGGCAGCGAGAGGCUCUCCUGCCUCCGCCGGGAGAGCACUUCGUCCUGGAGCCACCCGCCGCCCCACUGCCAGGCCGCCCCGCAGCCUUCGGGCACCGGUUCCCGCGCUGCGGUGGCCGCCUCGCUGUUGAGCGGAGCCAUCAUCUUGGCACUGUCCGUCUCCUUCGCAGUCUGCUGCUGGCGGGAUAGGGCGAGGAAAAGCCGCGGGGGGCAGCAGCAUAGGAGGAAAGUCAGAGGAGGAUGGAAGCAUGACCCCUCCCCCCCCGAGAGAGGGAGGAAUGCUUUUGGGAGACUGAAGCACUACCAUCGGCGCGAUUACCACCUCUCAGCCCUCUCCAGCUCUGUGUUCCCAGGGGCAUUCGCCGGCUGCAAUAACCUGGCUUUCCAAAGGAGCCCCGAAAACCUGCCAAAGCUGCCCCUGCAGAGCUGGCACCCCGAAGCGCAUGUCUUGCCCCGGCUGGUGUUACAGCCCGGCACACCACCCAUCACUGCCCUGCCCAGCCAGCCGCCCCACAACCUACUGCUGCCUGCCGUGCCCUGCCCUGCUGACCUCCCCAGGGACCUGCUCCCCCUCUACUACAGAAGCAAUGAGGAACAUAAGCUCUUCAACUAG
Grus americana (Whooping crane) is the source of this 906-nucleotide messenger RNA. Its product is annotated as sushi domain-containing protein 3-like. Gene Ontology annotation, cellular component: plasma membrane. The record is from RefSeq and is a predicted model, not a curated record. The transcript has 5 exons. Bases 1 to 906 code for a protein of 301 amino acids. NCBI's taxonomy places the organism in Eukaryota, Metazoa, Chordata, Aves, Gruiformes, Gruidae.